Rasamsonia emersonii CBS 393.64 is the source of this 333-nucleotide messenger RNA. RefSeq lists its product as uncharacterized. The record is from RefSeq and is a predicted model, not a curated record. The coding region runs from base 1 to 333 and encodes 110 amino acids. Lineage: Eukaryota; Fungi; Ascomycota; Eurotiomycetes; Eurotiales; Trichocomaceae. The transcript has a single exon.
AUGGCGCCUGCUCCACAGCCAUCGUCAGAGACGCCAGCCGUCUCCCUCCACGCCUCCUACUCGUCCCCGCAUCCGCCGACCUCGCAGACCUUCCACCAUCCGGUGAGCGCUCCCUUGGACAUCAACGGCUCUGUCGCGGCCAAGAAAGCCUAUCUCUCCGAGCUGAGAGGCCUGGUGACAAAAAUGCAGGGCGAGAUCAACGCGUUUCUUACAGAGCGCAUGGAGGAGGACAAGAAGGCAGCAGAAGCGCAGGGGCAGGGACUGAAGGACAGCGAGAGAGAGGCCAAAGAGGAGGAGAACUACGGGGAGGAGAAUGUGGAAGAUGAUGCCUAA